GUGCCGGGUUUUCCGUAAUUUGAACGCGAAGUUUUUGUUUAUUUUUAUUCCAUUUCGGAUUUGUUACGCGCCAUCAACCACUAGCCGCUCGCUGCACCACCUAGUGUUCGAUCCGCGAAGCAUCAUGAGUUCCAACGCUGUCUGUCACUCUUGCGCAAACGAAGUUGACGAUCAAAACAUUGCUUGCCAGGGGUUCUGCAGUGCAAUCUUUCACCCCCAAUGUACCAAUCUCCCAGCCGCUUUACUCGCUGAAGCUGUGAAAAACAAACAGCUGUUUUGGCUGUGCAAGUCUUGCAGCGGUUUGAUGAGCGAUAUGCGGAUGCGUCGGAGUGUCCAAACUGCUUACGCUGCUGGGCAAAACCAAGCCUCUGGCUCGCAAAGUCACCUGUUUGAGCAGCUGAAGUCGGACGUUUUAACGGAGAUGAAAAAGGAGUUGAAACAAAGCUUUGCUGCACUGGUCAACUCAAACUCACUUACACCUAUGUCAGGCCAACGUAAUAAUGGUGCUGGAGGUAAACCGUGGAAUGGUCGGCAACUAUUCAAAAACCAGCAAAGUCGUCAGAAUCCACCAGAUCCCUCAACAGUUGCUACUGGGAUCGCUGCUUCUCCUUCGCUUGGAUCAAUCGUUGCCAAUGACUCAUCGACAAUGUUUCAACUCUACCUCUCGAGGAUCUCCCGUAACGUUACGGUCGAACAAGUUUCCAAGCUCGCCACUGACCGCUUGGGAUGUUCCGACCUCGAGGUCACGAGACUGGUGGGGAAAGGAAAGGAUGUUUCUCGGAUGUCAUUCAUCUCCUUCAAAAUCGGAAUGAAAAAGGAACUCAAAACCAAGGCUCUUGCGAGGGCCACCUGGCCGGCCGGCCUUAUCGUUCGGGAAUUCGAGGACCGUACGGCCGGAAAAUUUUGGGAUCCUUCUACCGAUACGCCGACAACCUCUGCCGACCUGCUGAACUCCGUGACUACAACGCCGUUGCGUCCACAGACUUCACCGGCCGGAACGGAUGCUAUGUCGGAAUAGGAUGCAUGAUCAAGCACACUAAGGAAAUCCCCUCUCUCUCCGCUGCGGCUUCAAAUCGCUCCGCACCUGUUGUUAGUCAUCCUUACCCGGCGCACGGAGAUCGAGUUGGGGGUUUCCGACCUGGCUUCUCAGGCAAGUAUUCAUGUUGUCCCAGUAAUUCCCCACUUGAUAAAAGUUUGGUUUCCAGCGAAUCAUCCUCACGCCAGCCACUGCAGAACUCAAUCCUAGGGAUUCCAUCAGCCCGGUCGAAGUCUGUACGCAACUUUUCGGAUUACGGGGGAGCCCUUGCCCCCCCUACCACACUCCAGCUAUCUGGCCCGGCUAUUGUCAGCAACCUUAUCGUCAGCGCGGAAGUCUCCAGACGCAUCUCUGUUGCACCGAAUUCCAUCGACGAGACUGCUUCUCCAGGACGCUUCUUGCUAAGUACCGUGGGAGCCCUCAACUCUCCCGCCGCAGCCGAUACCAUCGCAGAGCCAGCCAUAUCGAAGACCCAACUUGCUGGCCAUUUAAGUCGUCCUGGUGAUGUGUGCGGGUACGGGGCGAGGGUCUCCCAAAUCGUCAGCACGGGCAACUCCGACCGAAGACAUUCACCCGCUCGCGCUGCUGCGCUACUUCACUCGGGACGCCUGAUACAAAGUCCUGUGGAAGCCCCCGAACGACCCGUCGCAGUCCUGCCGCAUGUCAACGCUCAGCAAAGCCGUCCCGAACCUGCGUACGGCCAUCGUGAGGGGGUCUUCCAACGGCAACUCUCAGGCGAGUACCCCGUUCUUGAACAUAUGUCCCGCGCUGAUGAUCUGUUGGUUUCCAGUACCUCCCUGAGGACUACAUCAGCGGCUGAAGCUCCUAAUCGGUUGGACACGCAGCGCGCCCUGAGCUUUUACUAUCAAAACGUAAGGGGACUUCGUACAAAAAUCGACGAUCUAUUCCUGGCUGUGAUCGAUUGCGAUUAUGAUGUCAUCGUUCUUACGGAGACCUGGUUAGACGAUGAAAUCUUCUCGCCCCAGUUGUUCGGGACUGGCUAUGUAGUCUACCGCAACGAUCGAGACACUGUUCGUACUGGAAAGAAAACUGGCGGUGGAAUCUGCAUCGCUGUCUCGAAAAAGUUUGAUUCAACCGAAUUUCCGGUUCCGACGGAUGCCAGCAGCAUCGAACAGCUCUGGGUUGUCAUCAACGGCGUCGCAGAUCAGAAGCUGUACGUCGGCUCCGUCUACAUCAGCCCGGAUCUUGCCAGAAAUUCAGCAGUUAUUGAGUCGCACUUUAACUCGGCCUCCGCUGUAGCCGAAGUGAUGCGUCCGAACGAUUUGCACCUGCUUCUCGGCGAUUACAACCAACCUAAAAUAACUUGGGCAAAAUUCAACUCGAAACACGCGCACCCCAGUUCUUCGUCGGCAUCUUAUCCGCUUUCCAGUUCUACACUACUCGACGGCAUGGCACUGCUUGGAAUGAAACAGUUGAAUGAUGUUAGCAACAACUUAAAUCGCACACUUGAUUUGGUGCUCAUAGAUGACGAUUCUGUAAACUACUGCUCUGUCACUGAGGCCCCGGAAGCGCUGCUUAGAAUCGACCCGCCACAUCCCCCACUGGAGGUAACUGUUUCGCUGAGGGUGCCAGUGCCGUUCAUCGACGAACCUGAUACCCGAUCUUACAACUUCUAUAAGGCGGAUUUUCCCGCCCUCAAUCGCGCACUUCUCGGAGUAAACUGGAAUGCCCUCAAUGAAACGCAGAAUGUGGAUGAAGCUGUGGCAUUCUUCAACUCUACACUGAAAACCUUCUUCAGAGAUCACGUUCCAACUCGUGCACCCCUCGGAAACCUCCCUGGUCCAAUGAUCGCAUGA
Culex pipiens pallens (northern house mosquito) is the source of this 2853-nucleotide messenger RNA. RefSeq lists its product as uncharacterized. The transcript has 2 exons. Gene Ontology annotation, molecular function: catalytic activity. Lineage: Eukaryota; Metazoa; Arthropoda; Insecta; Diptera; Culicidae. The record is from RefSeq and is a predicted model, not a curated record. The coding region runs from base 727 to 2853 and encodes 708 amino acids.